CGCGAUGCUGAGUUCGGUUGAGGAGUUCAGAGAAGCAGGGCUGCGGACGGUGGCAUCAGUGCAAAGGGGCGGAACAAGGGAAUAUUUGGCCGACUUUCAAAAGAACUGGAUUAUAAAAACUGGACGCGCUGGAUAGCAACUCAUUCAUCUCUUCGUGCACGUAGGUCUCAUCGCUGACAGCCCGUGGUGGCCUAUUUUUAGUUCCUCAUGCCGGAGAUGGCGCAACGGAGCGGGCAAGAGGACCCCGAGCGGUACCUCUUUGUGGAUCGGGCCAUGGUCUACAACCCAGCUAACCAGGCAGACUGGACGGCCAAGAAGCUGGUGUGGGUUCCUUCUGAACGGCAUGGGUUCGAGGCGGCCAGCAUCCGAGAGGAACGUGGAGAGGAGGUGCUCGUUGAGCUGGCUGAAAAUGGCAAGAAGGCCCUGGUGAACAAAGAUGACAUCCAGAAGAUGAACCCGCCCAAGUUCAGCAAAGUGGAGGAUAUGGCAGAACUCACCUGCCUGAAUGAAGCAUCUGUUUUACACAACUUGAAAGAUCGCUACUACUCUGGGCUCAUAUAUACAUACUCAGGACUCUUCUGUGUGGUCAUAAACCCAUACAAAAACCUCCCCAUAUACUCAGAGAACAUCAUCGAGAUGUACAGGGGCAAGAAGAGGCAUGAAAUGCCACCUCAUAUCUACGCCAUUUCUGAAUCUGCCUACAGAUGCAUGCUUCAAGAUCGUGAGGACCAAUCAAUUCUUUGCACAGGGGAAUCAGGUGCUGGAAAGACAGAAAAUACCAAAAAAGUCAUCCAGUACCUGGCUCACGUUGCAUCGUCUCACAAAGGAAGGAAGGACCACAACAUUCCACCAGAAUCUCCUAAAGCAGUCAAACUCCAGAACGGAAUCCUGUUUUAUGGAGAGUUAGAGCGUCAACUCCUGCAGGCAAACCCUAUUCUGGAAUCCUUUGGGAAUGCCAAGACAGUGAAAAAUGACAACUCCUCACGCUUUGGCAAGUUCAUCCGCAUCAACUUUGAUGUAACCGGUUACAUUGUGGGGGCCAACAUUGAAACCUACCUUCUUGAAAAGUCCAGGGCUAUUCGCCAAGCCAAAGAUGAACGCACCUUCCAUGUCUUCUACCAGCUGUUGGCUGGUGCUGGAGAACAUCUAAGAUCUGAUCUACUCCUGGAGGGCUUCAAUGACUACCGCUUCCUCUCCAACGGUAACAUUCCCAUUCCUGGCCAACAGGACAAGGACAAUUUCCAAGAGACCAUGGAAGCCAUGCAUAUUAUGAGCUUCUCCCAUGAUGAAAUCUUAUCAAUGCUCAAGGUGGUCUCAGCAGUCCUGCAGUUUGGCAACAUUGUGUUCAAGAAGGAGAGAAACACCGACCAGGCCUCUAUGCCAGAAAAUACAGCUGCUCAAAAGCUUUGCCACCUGCUUGGCAUUAAUGUCAUGGAGUUCACACGUGCCAUCCUGUCUCCAAGAAUCAAAGUGGGCAGAGACUAUGUACAAAAAGCCCAAACUAAAGAGCAGGCCGACUUUGCAGUGGAAGCCCUGGCCAAGGCCACAUACGAAAGGUUGUUCCGCUGGCUUGUUCACCGCAUUAAUAAAGCUCUGGACAGGACCAAGCGCCAGGGAGCUUCCUUCAUUGGCAUCCUGGACAUUGCUGGCUUUGAGAUAUUCCAGCUGAACUCAUUUGAGCAGCUCUGCAUCAACUACACCAACGAGAAGCUUCAGCAGCUGUUCAACCACACCAUGUUCAUCCUGGAGCAGGAGGAGUACCAGCGUGAAGGCAUCGAAUGGAGCUUCAUCGACUUCGGCCUCGACCUGCAGCCCUGCAUUGACCUCAUCGAGAGACCAGCAAAUCCUCCCGGUGUGUUGGCUCUGUUGGAUGAGGAGUGCUGGUUUCCAAAAGCCACUGAUAAGACCUUUGUGGACAAACUGGUGCAAGAGCAAGGCACUCAUGCCAAGUUCCAGAAACCACGGCAGCUGAAGGACAAAGCCGAUUUCAGCAUCAUUCACUAUGCUGGCAGGGUUGACUAUAAGGCAGAUGAGUGGUUGAUGAAAAACAUGGACCCUCUAAAUGACAACGUGGCCACACUCCUGCACCAGUCCACGGAUAAGUUUGUGGCUGAACUGUGGAAGGAUGAGAUUCAGAAUAUCCAAAGAGCGUCUUUUUAUGAUGUCUCUAGUCUCCAUGAAUCGCCAGGUGAAGUGGACCGUAUUGUUGGUUUGGACCAGGUGGCAGGGAUGAAUGAGACUGCAUUUGGGGCUACAUAUAAGACCAAGAAGGGCAUGUUCCGUACUGUGGGUCAGCUCUAUAAAGAGUCCCUUACAAAACUCAUGGCCACACUCAGAAACACCAACCCCAACUUUGUCCGCUGUAUCAUCCCCAAUCAUGAGAAAAGAGCUGGUAAACUGGAGCCUCAUCUGGUUCUAGAUCAGCUGAGGUGUAAUGGAGUUCUAGAAGGGAUCCGGAUCUGCAGGCAGGGAUUCCCUAACCGUAUUGUCUUCCAGGAGUUCAGACAGAGAUACGAGAUCCUCACCCCUAAUGCAAUCCCCAAAGGUUUUAUGGACGGCAAGCAGGCUUGUGAGAGAAUGAUCCGAGCCUUGGAGCUUGACCCAAACCUCUACCGGAUCGGGCAGAGUAAGAUCUUCUUCCGCACUGGAGUUUUGGCACACCUGGAGGAAGAGAGAGACCUGAAAAUAACAGAUAUCAUCAUCUACUUUCAGUCAGUCUGUCGAGGAUAUCUGGCUCGCAAAGCCUUUGCUAAAAAACAGCAGCAGCUAAGCGCUUUGAAAGUCCUGCAGAGAAACUGUGCCGCCUACCUGAAACUACGCCACUGGCAGUGGUGGAGACUCUUCACCAAGGUGAAACCCCUCCUCCAGGUGACCCGUCAGGAGGAAGAAAUGCAGGCCAAGGAUGAGGAGCUCAUUAAAGUGAAGGAGAAGCAGGUGAAAGUAGAGAACGAACUGGUGGAAAUGGAGCGGAAACACCAGCAGCUUUUGGAGGAGAAGAACAUCUUGGCAGAGCAACUGCAGGCUGAGACAGAAUUGUUUGCUGAAGCUGAAGAGAUGAGGGCUCGCCUGGUGGCUAAAAAACAAGAGCUGGAGGAGAUUCUUCAUGACCUGGAGUCCCGUGUGGAGGAGGAAGAGGAGAGGAACCAGUCUUUGCAGAAUGAGAAGAAGAAAACGCAGUCGCACAUACAGGAUCUAGAGGAACAACUAGAUGAAGAAGAGGCUGCCCGACAGAAGCUUCAGUUGGAGAAGGUGACUGCUGAAGCCAAGAUAAAAAAGAUGGAGGAAGAUAUUCUGCUGUUGGAGGACCAGAACUCCAAAUUCCUAAAGGAGAAAAAACUCCUGGAGGACCGUGUCAGUGAGAUGACCUCCCAGCUGGCUGAGGAAGAAGAGAAGGCCAAGAACCUUGGCAAAGUCAAAAACAAGCAAGAUGUGAUGAUGGUAGACCUGGAAGAGCGUCUGAAGAAAGAGGAGAAAACUAGGCAGGAGCUUGAGAAAGCCAAAAGAAAGCUGGAUGCUGAGACCACAGACCUACAGGACCAGAUAGCUGAGCUGCAGGCCCAGAUUGAGGAACUCAAGAUCCAACUGGCCAAGAAAGAAGAAGAGCUACAGGCUGUACUGGCCAGAGGUGAUGAGGAGGUCGCUCAGAAGAACAACGCUCUGAAGCAAGUGCGGGAGCUGCAGGCCCAGCUAGCUGAGCUCCAGGAGGAUCUGGAGUCUGAGAAAGCAGCCAGAAACAAAGCUGAGAAACUUAAGAGAGAUCUGAGUGAGGAACUGGAGGCUCUGAAGACUGAGCUGGAAGACACCCUGGACACCACUGCUGCCCAGCAGGAGCUGAGGACCAAACGAGAGCAGGAGGUGGCAGAGCUGAAGAAGGCCAUCGAUGAUGAGAUAAAAAACCAUGAGUCUCAGAUCCAGGAGAUGAGACAGAGGCACGGCACAUCUCUGGAGGAGAUCUCUGAGCAGCUGGAGCAGGCCAAGAGAGUGAAGUCAAAUCUGGAGAAAAACAAACAGACUCUGGAGAGUGAUAAUAAGGAGCUGACCAAUGAUGUGAAGAGUUUGCAGCAAGCCAAGUCUGAAUCUGAGCACAAGAGAAAGAAACUUGAGGCUCAGCUGCAGGAGUUCAUGGCCCGCUUCAGCGAGGGAGAGAAGGUUAAAGGAGAACUUUCAGACCGUUCCCACAAACUACAGGCGGAACUGGACAAUGUUUCUGCUCUAUUGGAAGAUGCUGAGAAGAAGGGAAUUAAGCUGGCCAAAGAUGCCUCCAGCCUAGAGAGCCAGCUUCAGGACACUCAGGAGCUGCUUCAAGAGGAGACGCGUCAGAAGCUGAACCUGAGCAGCCGUAUCCGUCAACUGGAGGAGGAGAAGAACAGCCUUCAGGAGCAGCAGGAGGAGGAAGAGGAGGCGCGAAGGAACCUGGAGAGACAACUGGCAACACUACAAUCCCAACUGGUGGAGACCAAGAAAAAGCUGGAGGAUGAUGUGGGAGCUCUUGAAGGCCUUGAGGAGGUCAAGAGGAAACUGCAGAAGGACAUGGAGGGGACCAGUCAGAAACUGGAGGAAAAGGCCAUCGCUUACGACAAGCUGGAGAAAACCAAGAACAGGCUGCAGCAGGAGCUUGAUGACCUUAUGGUGGACCUGGACCACCAGAGACAGAUCGUCUCAAACCUGGAGAAGAAACAGAAGAAGUUUGACCAGAUGCUGGCGGAGGAGAAGACCAUCUCUGCACGUUACGCUGAGGAGAGGGACCGUGCUGAGGCCGAGGCGAGAGAGAAGGAGACCAAAGCUCUGUCUAUGGCCCGAGCCCUGGAUGAAGCUCUGGAGGCUAAAGAGGAAUUUGAGAGACUCAACAAGCAGCUCAGAGCUGAGAUGGAGGAUCUGAUGAGUUCCAAGGAUGACGUAGGCAAGAAUGUGCACGAGCUGGAGAAAUCCAAGCGCACUCUGGAGCAGCAGGUAGAGGAGAUGCGCACUCAGUUGGAGGAGCUGGAGGACGAGCUACAGGCCACAGAGGAUGCCAAGCUGCGUCUGGAGGUCAACAUGCAGGCCAUGAAGGCCCAGUUUGACCGAGACCUGCAGGCCAGAGAUGAGCAGAAUGAGGAGAAGAAGAGGGCACUGGUCAAACAGAUGGAGAAGGCAAACUCCCGCAUGAAGCAGUUGAAGAGGCAGCUGGAGGAGGCUGAGGAAGAGGCGACUCGAGCGAACGCCUCCCGCAGGAAGCUGCAGAGAGAGCUGGACGAUGCCACCGAAGCUAGUGAGGGUCUGAGCCGAGAGGUCAGCACGCUCAAAAACCGCCUCAGGCGAGGAGGUUCUGUUAGCUUCUCCUCAAGCCGUUCUGGCCGCAGGCAGCUGCAGAUGGAAGGGGAGUUUUCUGACGACGACGCGGACAGCAAGGCCAGCGACCUGAACGAGAACCCGCCGGCUCAAGCGGAGUAGAGCACAGCGCCCUCCUGUGGUCACCCAGCCCCACUGCUUCCUCCAGCACCUCAUUCUUCUCCUUUAGCUAUGUGGGGUCCGCGGUACAGAAAGAGGACCAGUGAGCGAUGUGUAAACAACUACACUAACACUUCCACACACACACACACACACACGUUCAGACAUAAGAAACCCUCAAACCUCCAUUUCUAUCCCCUCCCUACCAAGGGAGCGUCAACUCUGCCUUAUUCUAAAUCCAAGAUGCUUCAAGACCGAGCCAAUUAGUGUUUCCCGCAACUGUAGCCUACAAAAUACCGCGCUCACGACAGAACACACUAUAGAAGUGCAUUUCAAAUCUCAAACUUUGCUUUGCGUACAUGAAUAUGCUCAUUCAUAAGAGCGUGCAGUGAAAGUGUUCACUCCAAUCUAGUUUAAUGAUGUAAAACCAUCAGCUAGCUAAGCAAACGUGACGGAUUGGAUCUUAGUUGUACAGUACAGUUCUCCAAAUAAACACGGUCUGCAGAUUUAGGGUCGAUAGAGAUGCAUGUGCUGCUCGUCCGCUACAAGCCAACACUAAAAGAAAAAGAAAAAAAGUCCUGUUGCACUGGACCGGAUCUGAAACGGACCAGAAAAGAAAAAACUGUGAAAAAGCUGCUCGCUUCAGCAUCUCAUUAACAUUUAAACACAUUAAAUAGUUAAAACGCAAGAAAUCCUGCGCGUUUAUCUUCAUUCAACUCUAGGCCUGUUUGAUCUUGUUUGGGAGAUUUAGCUGACGGAGGCGGUUUGUGUUUUAGGAAUUGGGAUGUAAUCACGAAUCGCCUUUAACUGCACAUUGUAAGAAAGCCAUAAAAGGCCAUUUCAACUGGAAAUAUGAAGUAUUCUGGAUGCAAAUGCACGUCAAGAUGAAGCAUACAUAUGUAAUCUCUUUAAGAUUUUUUUUCCCGUAUACGUGACAGUAUGAUGGUACUUCUCAAACCCAGCUGCUCUAUUAGAUACACUACAAGUGAAAACAAAAGGAAAGUUUAUUGGAACUUCUAGGAAGAUGUUUGAAACGGUCCAGACAUCAAUGAGAAAUCGGCACUGAAAGCAACUGGAAAUAUUGAACAGGUUAUUUCACAGGCACUUUGGUGGCGAGUAUAGCUGUGGACGGGAUGCUUUGAACACUAGUAGUAUUAAGAGCAUGAACGGAAAGCGUACUAACCUGUUCCACUGUUAGCAUUUAAUGACGUGUUUCUUAAAGUGCCUUAGACACUAAUUAGAAAGCAUCCAUGGAAGUAUGUCUUGUAUCAGUAAUGAAGAAACGCUAAUAUGAAGGCAAAACUGGCUGAAGGCAAUUGAAAUAAAAUGCUAUGUAACCCGUUUUUGUUUUGCUAAGAAUCAUAUCCAGUAUAUAGGUCUCGUAUCCCUCGUAUUCUGAUGAAGAUCUGAGGGAAAUCAGUGUUAAUGUUGGUUUGAUAUAAAGAAGCCUCUGCCUCUGGCGGCGAGGAGCAAGCGUGAUUUCAUUUGGUUUAAAGCUUUAUCAUCCAUGAUCUAGUUACUAUUAUUGCAGUUAUCAUUAUUAUUGCUAUAUCACUUCUAUUAUUGGACUGGCUGUUGACAACCAGGCGCUCAACUGCAAAUGGCUCUCCUCUUGUUUUUCUCUUGUAUACUGUAACUAUUUCUAGAUGACAGUGAGUUUUGUAAAGGAAAAAAUAAAACAUUCAUUGUAGAAGAA
Sinocyclocheilus rhinocerous is the source of this 7123-nucleotide messenger RNA. Its product is annotated as myosin-10-like. The record is from RefSeq and is a predicted model, not a curated record. Gene Ontology annotation, biological process: actomyosin structure organization; regulation of cell shape; mitotic cytokinesis. The transcript has 38 exons. Gene Ontology annotation, cellular component: myosin filament; myosin II complex; cytoplasm. The coding region runs from base 208 to 5430 and encodes 1740 amino acids. NCBI's taxonomy places the organism in Eukaryota, Metazoa, Chordata, Actinopteri, Cypriniformes, Cyprinidae. Gene Ontology annotation, molecular function: ATP binding; microfilament motor activity; actin filament binding.